AUGGCCGAAGGAGAAGAAAACAUGGAGGAAAUUAGAAAAAAGCAGCAUGUUAUGUUUGUGUUUGUUCUCAUUUUCUUCUCUCUCCAAAUGGUGAAUGCAGAAAGAUCCGAGAAGCCAUGGCGGCCAGAAUCCGGCAAGCACUUUGUGCUAAUUCAUGGGGCAUGCCUUGGUGCAUGGUCUUGGUACAAGCAAGUGCAACGUCUAAAAUCGGCAGGCCACAAUGUCACAGCUCUUGACUUGGCUGCUUCCGGGAUCGAUCCAAAGCAGGUGAAAGAUGUUCCUUCAUGGUCUCUCUUCCUUCACAUGAGAGAGUCAUCAUGGUAG
This is a messenger RNA of Ilex paraguariensis (yerba mate), 324 nucleotides long. NCBI's taxonomy places the organism in Eukaryota, Viridiplantae, Streptophyta, Magnoliopsida, Aquifoliales, Aquifoliaceae. The record is from the annotation of a GenBank genome assembly.